AUGGUCUACUAUUUCACCUCUAAUACGGUGUCUCCAUCAGCCUUCAUCUACGUUGGCAAAGACAAGGUUGAAAAUGAGGAGCUUAUCAAAUAUGGCUUCGAGGAAGACGUCUGGUUCCACGUUGACAAUCUCUCGUCCGCCCAUAUUUACUUGAGACUCCCCGACGGCCAGGCAUGGGAAGAUAUCGAACAGAAUCUCCUGAUCGAUUGCGCCCAGUUGACCAAAGCCAACAGUAUCGAGGGUAACAAGAAGGACAACAUCACUGUCAUCUACACGCCGUGGUCGAAUCUGAAAAAAGAUGGCAGCAUGGCGGUCGGCCAAGUUGGUUUCAAGGACAACCGCAAGGUCAAACGUGUGCACGUCGCGCAGCGCGAGAAUCCGAUUGUGAAUCGGCUGAACAAAACUAAAGUCGAGAAGUUCCCUGACCUGGCAAUGGAGAAGGAGAAUCGACUCAAGGAGCUUAGGAAGAAAGAUAGAGAUGCUCAACAGACUAGGCGCAAGGAAGAAGCUCGCGUCGCUAAAGAGCGCAAAGAAAAGGCCUGGCAAAGGGAUCAUAUGUAUGAUGAUCUGAUGGCCGAGGACAAUGUCGCGCAAUCCAGUAAUCAAGAUCGGGACGAAGAUUUCCUCGAUGAUUUCAUGUAA
This is a messenger RNA of Aaosphaeria arxii CBS 175.79, 642 nucleotides long. RefSeq names its product DUF814-domain-containing protein. Bases 1 to 642 code for a protein of 213 amino acids. The transcript has 5 exons. Lineage: Eukaryota; Fungi; Ascomycota; Dothideomycetes; Pleosporales. The record is from RefSeq and is a predicted model, not a curated record.